Molecule: messenger RNA, 813 nt
Organism: Rhinolophus ferrumequinum (greater horseshoe bat)
Lineage: Eukaryota; Metazoa; Chordata; Mammalia; Chiroptera; Rhinolophidae
Product: wiskott-Aldrich syndrome protein homolog 1-like
Exons: 1
Coding region: 1-813 (270 amino acids)
Source: RefSeq, a predicted model, not a curated record
AUGACACACGCACACAAAGACCCUCAGGCCCUGCCCCGCGCUCACGUUCACGCUCGCCCUCCUCUCGCAGGCCCAGGCCGCCCCCCCUCCCCCAUUGUCUCCGGCUCAGAACAAAGCCCCCGGCUCCACGACCGCCGCCGCCGCCCGGGAGAGCCCUGGGGGCCGGGCGGGCGCGGCCGGACGGGCCGGGUGGCCGCGGGCACUGACCUCGGCGCGGCGCGGGCUCCCUCGCCCGGUCUUGGGGCGCCGUCCGGCCGCGGUCAGCCCCCCGGGCAGCGCCCACCCGCACGGGGCCUGGGGCCGCGCAUCGUCCGCCGCCGCUGUCUCCCGACCCGCGAUCAGUUCCGGGCAGCCGGCCGUCGGUCCGCGCGGCCCUGGCCGUCGGUCGAUCUGUCCGUCGCCGCCACCGCCGGGGCGCCGCCUCCUGCACAGCGGCCCCGCAGAGGAUGCGAGCUUCGCCGCCGCGGCCCCGCGCCCCCUCCCCUCCUCUCCCCUCCCCUCCCCCGCCCUCCGCGCGGUAACCCGAGCCCCCGCCCCUCCGUCCGCGGAACCCCCGCCCCCACCCGCUCUCGGUGCCGCGGCCCCCCCAGCGCCCGCCAGGCCUCCUCCGCCCCUCGACUUCCCGGCCUCAGUCCGCGGCACCGGAUCCUGCCCCAGCGCCGCGCAGUCCCCACGUCCCCGUUCUCUUCCUUUCUCCGGGUCACUGCGUCCCGUCCCCUCCUCCCAUCCCGUUCUCUCUGUCCUCUCUCCUCGUCCCCUUCUCCCUCUCGUCCUCCCCUUCCAUCUUCUUUCCCACUCCCCAUUUCCCCUUAG